Messenger RNA from Phycodurus eques (leafy seadragon), 4211 nucleotides. RefSeq names its product La ribonucleoprotein 4Ab (gene larp4ab). Gene Ontology annotation, cellular component: cytoplasmic stress granule; cytosol. The record is from RefSeq and is a predicted model, not a curated record. Gene Ontology annotation, molecular function: mRNA 3'-UTR binding. NCBI's taxonomy places the organism in Eukaryota, Metazoa, Chordata, Actinopteri, Syngnathiformes, Syngnathidae. Gene Ontology annotation, biological process: positive regulation of translation.
UAGCUGCCGGUCGCGACUCGCGAGCAGAGGACGCAGCUGUCACGCGCUGCACCAACAGUCCAUCGAGGCCAAUCGGUUCAAAUGAGGAUUUGGUCUUAAAAUGGGAAUUAAUUUAUAAUCCUAAACAAGUAAAAUAGCCAUUCGUGAACUUUAAGUCGUAGCCUGGCGUGUAUCGUGCUCCUCGUGUUUGGGUUCGGCGUGUUACCGGGGAGACUGUAGUUGAGAAAAAAUUCCACACUCUGAAGAAGUGUGGUGGUUGUCUUAAGAGCAUCCUUAAGGAAUCUAAAAGCACUUGGACAUUGUUUUACAACUGCGAACUGAAGCGGGCGUCGUCAUAAUAUCCAAUCCAAACAUGGUCACCACAAAGGAAACGGUUCUGAACCCUAAUGCCAAAGUGUGGCAGGAGAUUCCUGCCCACCAGAAUGAUAUCUCGGAGGGGACAGAUAAUUCCUCUUCGCUGCAUACCUAUUCUCACAAUCCUGACAUGACUGAAGAGUACCCUGAUGUUCUCUCUCCCGCGGGAAAAGGAUGCGACUCUGACUUUCCUGACAACACUGACUAUGCCUGUGUGCCAACAGAGGACAGUGUGAAUGAUACUGACACAUUUGAUGUAGGGUAUUUAGCUAUUAACUCCCAAAGUGAGUCAACUGUUGAUGUCACUCAAGAACCACCGAUAUCAGAGAGUUUAAGAGAGUCUUUAAAGAAAAAAUUGGAGUUCUGCUUUUCAAGACAGAACCUAUCAAUUGACCAGUUCCUGAUAUCGGAGAUGGACUGUGAUCAGUUUAUUCCAAUCUGGACCAUAGCAUGCAUGGAGGAAAUCAAAGCCCUCACCAAUGACAUGGAUCUCAUUGUGGAUGUACUGAGAGAAUCGCCAUUGGUUCAAGUUGAUGAGGCUGGAGAGAAGGUUCGUCCAAAUCACAGUCGCUCCAUUAUUAUUCUGCGAGAGGUGCCAGAGACUACACCAGUUGAGGAGGUGGAGAAUCUUUUUAAAAGUGAACAGUGCCCAAAGGUGUUAAGUGCUGAAUUUGCACACAACAGCAACUGGUACAUAAUGUUUCAGUCUGAUAUGGAUGCACUUAAGGCUUACAGAUAUCUACGGGAAGAAGUGAAAGUGUUUCAGGGGAAGCCAAUCAUGGCCCGUAUCAAGGCAAUCAACACAUUUUUCAGUAAGCCGGGCUUCAGUAGUGUGGACCCCAGUGUGUACAACCAGCAGGCCCAGCCCCACGUUGCAUAUGGCUCCCCUUUAUACAUGCCGCAGGUGUACAGUGCUCAGCAGCAAUACCCAGUCUAUCCGGCCCUGGCCCAGUCCUGGAAUGCUACAACAAUGCCUUACUUUGAAACACCUCUGGCACCAUUCCCUAACAAUGGAUUCAUGACUGCGUACAACAGUGGGGGGAACUAUAAAGCAAAUUCAAGCAGUAAUCUACCUGUGUGCAGGAACCGGAAUCAUUUAAAGGGACAAUUGAGGCCUGGUGACCCGCUCACAUCCCCGCUAAUGGCUCCUCCAGCUCUGAUGGAUGGCCUGUUGAGACCAUUGACCUCACAGCACCUUCAGACACCUGGGACCUUGAUUGCCACCACUUCAGCUAGCCUGCCUUCCCUAACCCCUAAAAACACCAUGUCCAAAGGGGAUCUAUGCGGAGAUGGACGAGCUAGGACAAAUAACUACAAGGGCAUGAGGAGAAAAAGAGAUGAUGAACAUACUAUGAAGCCUAGUCCUGUGACAGAAGUUGAGGCACCACCUCCACCAAAUUUUGACCUGGCAGGUUCCAAUUUCCCUCCAUUGCCAGGAUGUGUGGUUAGUGUAAUGGAAGAGAAGACACCAGAAAUGCGUUUGUCUGAUGUUGUACGUGGUCUAAAAGUAACCAGUAAGGUUGUAUGCAACAAGGUAAAUGAAAAUAAACCUUCAAACAUCUCAGAACCUCUAGCUCCAAGUCCUGUUAGCCCAGAUGUGACAUCUUGUGCAGUGGCAACACAAAAACCAGCCCAGCCUGUUACAAGCAUUUCUUCACCAGUCAAGGAGAUGGGUGAGGCCAACAUUCCUAUUCCAAAGGAAAAAGUGUCAUCGUCCAUCAAGCCUGUUAAUCCAACAGAACACGCUCCUUCCACCUGUCGCUACACGGUCUCUGAAGUAGCAACUCCCCUGUUUCACACCUCAGAACAGGAGCCAAAAAAGCUGAGCUACGCAGAGGUGUGCCAGCGGUUGGCUAAGGAUGGACCACCAGCACAGACACCUUCUCCGGUUCCCCCUGCCUCUACGGUCAUUCAGCCCCUUCAAGAGCUCAAGGUUAACAGAGGGGAGGAGCCACGUGCCAAUAACAGGCAUGCUGCAGAUAAAUCAGAGAAACGUGGAGACCGCUGCCCUCCUCGUCAAGCCACGCGCACAUUUUACGGCUUUAAUCGAUCCACCCGAAAUGGAGGUGCGGGGCUGAAGAUUUGGGAGCAUCCCAGAAACACGGGGGGAAACUCAGGCAAACCCUUGUCCCCUCAGCGUGGAAUGAGGAGGAGUGGCAAGGAACAGAACAUACCCCCAAGGUCACCAAAAUAACUGAACAACCUUGAAACCAUGAUAAACUGAGACACAAACGUGUAAAUAUUUAAUGUAUGCAUAUUUUUUUUAAAAAGACUGUAAAUAGGAAUAUUUUAGGUUUAAGAUGCUUCUGACGGAAGAGUCUUGUGUGAGUUUAAUUUCUUAAAUGGUGCAUCAGCUCUUAUCUUCUGGAUUAUCACAGCAGUACUGCCUAAUUUGUUUUACUUUUUAUUUUUAUAAACCUUACUCAUUUGUGUAGUGUGAGUGGCUGGUCAAUCUAUUGCGGUUACAAAAAAUAUGUUUAUAACAUCCCCAACAACUAAAACAAUACUAGUCCUUCAUUAUCUGAAGUCUAGCAUGUAAAGGCUGAUAUAUUAGCAAGAGGAAGUGAAGCUGAAUUAGAGAUGGUAAAAUCAAAUACAAAAAUCGAGAUACCUUUGUUUGAGCAACAGAAUUUAGAAGUUGUAAUUUGUUCCUGCCAGUGUUGUUACUGUAAUUUGUCUGGUGGAGGCAUUGGAGACAAGCAACUGUCAUAAUUGCAAAGUCUUUCAGCCUUAGUGAGUUUGUCUUUCACUACUAGUUGGUUUCCAGUUAUGGAAUAAAACAGUAGCUGUCAACUUCUGAAACAAGGUUCCAUGAACUGUAAAUGCUUAUGGACUUCAGUAUUUUGCUUAUAUUGCUUUUCCACUAGGAUAUCGCUCAACGCUGGGUUGCGGUUUUAAUGGCAGCUUUGUAAAGUUCAAAUACAACAACAGUGGCAUUCUCUGAGUGUUAUGUACAUUGGUGAUUAGCAUGCAGUCACAUCUUUUCUUCCAUUGAUUUGUGCGACGAGGAUGUUUUCGUGGGCAGCAAGUUAAGGAAAUACUCUGGAAAAUGACUUUUCCCGAUUAUGGUCAAAUGCAGAGUUAUUUAAUAGCUUUGAGUGAGCUUUUGUUGGGUAUUGGCACAUAGCAAGCUGCUUGAUGUGUCCAGUUCUCCCAUUUUGCUUAACAGACCACCACCAGUUAUGUACCUUCAUUGAACAAAGUGUGACCCAAUACUUGGACUAACAUGAAACCCGGAUUAUGAAUAAAAUGCAUAUUGAUAAAACAUUUCAUGUAAAAGUAAUCAACUUGUUUGUUAGGUGUGGCUGUACAUUUAAAUAGCCUUUGAUUACUUUUGACUAUUGAAUGAAUGUUUUUGAUGGCAUACCACUUUUGUUUGGUUUUAUGUGAUAGCUAAGAUGUUUUUUUCCCCCAGUAAUAAGUGUCUUGUGUUAUUUCAGUGUUUAACUUCAGAUUCUGUUGAAUAUUUGUAAAUAGCCAUAGGUGUUAGCAGAUAAAUAUUUUGAACUUAAUCAAAUUGACUUUCGAAUCAAAUUAAUGGUCUUUUUUUAAUCUUCAGUAUGUAGUCUGGUAGUGCAAGUGGGCUUGUUAAUAACGAUGCAAGGUAUGGAGUUAAAACUUUUCAAAAUAGUCCAAAUCAUUUGGUUUUGUCUUCUGUUUCGGAUUUAGAAUCAUGUUAAAGCAAACAAGUGCCUUAUUGUUUCAUUUGAAGUGUACCCCAUCAUAUCUGAAUCGUCUGUUAUGUCUUACACUUGUCACUAUGAAACAUUUGCAUUUGUAAAUUGAAAUUACACACUGGUAUGAGAUGUAUAAUUUUUAUUUUGGAGCUCAAUGAAUGAAAAGAUUUUUAAAACGUU